Molecule: messenger RNA, 4254 nt
Organism: Psammomys obesus (fat sand rat)
Lineage: Eukaryota; Metazoa; Chordata; Mammalia; Rodentia; Muridae
Gene: Adcy3
Product: adenylate cyclase 3
Exons: 22
Coding region: 318-3755 (1145 amino acids)
Biological process (GO): cAMP biosynthetic process; adenylate cyclase-activating G protein-coupled receptor signaling pathway; intracellular signal transduction
Cellular component (GO): plasma membrane
Molecular function (GO): adenylate cyclase activity
Source: RefSeq, a predicted model, not a curated record
AGCAGCCUGCGGCUCGCUGAAGCCCUCCUGGCCCGGCCCCGCAGCUCCGGUCCGGAGCGCGCGGCUCCCGAGUUCCCGCACAGGUCAGCGCCUGAGCCGGGAUCCAGGGCUGGGCUUCCACGAGGCUCCAGAGCCCCAGUUGCAGAUGAUCGGUCCCACCUGUGUCCUGGGAACCCCCUCAGCAUUCCCGCCCCGGGUGGACGCCCUUCAUCCACAACCAAGAAGGGCCUCCCUGCCUUCCCUAGGUCUUGGGAAGCCCUGCUGAGUGGCUUGACCCGGACUCCUCCCUUCCUCGUCCGAAACAGCCACCAGCCAAGAUGCCGAGGAACCAGGGCUUCUCGGAUCCCGAGUAUUCGGCAGAGUACUCAGCGGAGUACUCGGUCAGCCUGCCCUCUGACCCCGACCGCGGGGUCGGCCGGACCCAUGAAAUCUCUGUGCGGAACUCGGGGCCCUGCCUGUGCCUGCCUCGCUUCAUGCGGCUGACCUUCGUGCCUGAGUCCUUGGAGAACCUCUACCAGACCUACUUCAAAAGGCAGCGCCACGAGACCCUGCUGGUGCUGGUGGUCUUUGCGGCCCUCUUCGACUGCUACGUGGUCGUCAUGUGCGCCGUGGUCUUCUCCAGCGACAAGCUGGCGCCCCUCAUGGUGGCUGGCGUCGGCCUGGUGGUGGACAUCAUCCUGUUCGCGCUCUGCAAAAAGGGGCUGCUCCCGGACCGAGUGAGCCGUAGGGUGGUCCCCUACCUGCUGUGGCUGCUCAUCUCAGCCCAGAUCUUCUCCUACCUGGGCCUGAAUUUCUCACGAGCCCACGCAGCCAGCGACACGGUGGGUUGGCAGGCCUUCUUUGUCUUCUCCUUCUUCAUAACGCUGCCCCUCAGCCUCAGCCCCAUCGUGAUCAUCUCUGUGGUCUCCUGUGUUGUGCACACGCUCGUCCUGGGGGUCACUGUGGCCCAGCAGCAGCAAGAGGAGCUGCAAGGGAUGCAGCUGCUGAGGGAGAUCCUGGCCAACGUCUUCCUCUACCUGUGUGCCAUCAUCGUGGGCAUCAUGUCCUACUACAUGGCAGACCGCAAGCACCGCAAGGCCUUCCUGGAGGCCCGCCAGUCACUGGAGGUGAAGAUGAACCUGGAGGAGCAGAGCCAGCAGCAGGAGAACCUUAUGCUUUCCAUCCUGCCGAAGCAUGUGGCUGACGAGAUGUUGAAGGACAUGAAGAAGGAUGAGAGUCAGAAGGACCAGCAGCAGUUUAACACCAUGUACAUGUACCGGCAUGAGAACGUCAGCAUCCUGUUUGCAGAUAUUGUGGGCUUCACCCAGCUGUCCUCCGCCUGCAGCGCCCAGGAGCUCGUGAAGCUACUCAAUGAGCUCUUUGCCCGCUUUGACAAGCUGGCAGCGAAAUACCACCAGCUGAGGAUCAAGAUUCUCGGGGACUGUUACUACUGCAUCUGCGGCCUGCCUGACUACCGAGAGGACCACGCCGUGUGCUCCAUCCUUAUGGGGCUCGCCAUGGUGGAGGCCAUCUCGUAUGUGAGGGAGAAGACCAAGACUGGAGUGGACAUGCGCGUGGGCGUGCACACGGGCACUGUGCUGGGCGGUGUCCUAGGCCAGAAGCGCUGGCAGUAUGAUGUGUGGUCUACCGACGUCACUGUGGCAAACAAGAUGGAGGCUGGUGGCGUCCCAGGGCGUGUGCACAUCUCCCAGAGCACCAUGGACUGCCUGAAAGGGGAGUUUGAUGUAGAGCCUGGUGACGGGGGCAGUCGCUGUGACUACCUAGAUGAGAAGGGCAUCGAAACCUACCUCAUCAUUGCCUCCAAGCCAGAGGUGAAGAAAACAGCGCAAAAUGGCCUCAACGGCUCGGCUCUGCCAAAUGGAGCGCCGGUGUCCUCCAAACCCAGCUCCCCCGCCCUCAUUGAGACCAAGGAGCCCAAUGGGAGUGCUAAUGCCAGCAGCUCCACCUCAGAGGAGGCUGAAGAGCAGGAGGCCCAGGCUGACAACCCCUCGUUCCCCAACCCCCGCCGCAGGCUGCGCCUCCAGGACCUGGCCGACCGCGUGGUGGAUGCCUCUGAGGACGAGCACGAAUUGAACCAGCUGCUCAACGAGGCCCUGCUGGAGCGGGAGUCCGCCCAGGUGGUAAAGAAGAGAAACACGUUCCUCCUAACCAUGCGGUUCAUGGACCCAGAGAUGGAAACGCGCUACUCCGUGGAGAAGGAGAAGCAGAGUGGGGCUGCCUUCAGCUGCUCCUGCGUGGUUCUGUUCUGCACGGCCAUGGUGGAGAUCCUUAUUGACCCCUGGCUGAUGACAAACUACGUGACCUUCGUGGUUGGGGAGGUCCUGCUCUUGAUCCUGACCAUCUGCUCGAUGGCUGCCAUCUUUCCCAGGGCGUUUCCUAAGAAGCUCGUAGCCUUCUCGUCUUGGAUUGACCGGACCCGCUGGGCCAGGAAUACCUGGGCCAUGUUGGCCAUCUUCAUUCUGGUUAUGGCCAACGUUGUGGACAUGCUCAGCUGUCUUCAGUACUACAUGGGACCUUACAAUGUGACAUCUGGGAUGGAGCUGGACGGCGGCUGUAUGGAGAACCCCAAGUACUACAGCUACGUUGCUGUGCUGUCCCUCAUCGCCACCAUCAUGCUGGUGCAGGUCAGCCACAUGGUGAAGCUCACACUCAUGCUGCUCGUCACCAGCGCGGUGACGGCCAUCAACCUGUACGCCUGGAGUCCCAUCUUUGAUGAAUACGACCACAAGCGCUUUCAGGGACAGGACUCUCCUGUGGUGGCCUUAGAGAAGAUGCAGGCACUCCCCACCCCUGGGCUCAAUGGCACCGACAGCAGGUUGCCCCUGGUGCCUUCCAAGUACUCAAUGACCCUGAUGGUGUUUGUCAUGAUGCUGAGCUUUUACUAUUUCUCGCGCCACGUGGAAAAGCUGGCCCGGACACUGUUUUUGUGGAAGAUUGAGGUCCAUGACCAGAAAGAACGCGUCUAUGAGAUGCGACGGUGGAACGAGGCCUUGGUCACCAACAUGCUGCCUGAGCAUGUUGCCCGCCAUUUCCUGGGGUCCAAGAAGAGAGAUGAGGAGCUGUACAGCCAGUCUUAUGACGAGAUUGGAGUCAUGUUUGCCUCCCUGCCCAACUUCGCCGACUUCUACACUGAGGAGAGCAUCAAUAACGGUGGCAUCGAGUGUCUGCGCUUCCUCAAUGAGAUCAUCUCUGAUUUUGACUCUCUCCUGGACAAUCCCAAAUUCCGGGUCAUCACCAAGAUCAAAACCAUUGGCAGCACCUACAUGGCAGCCUCAGGAGUCACCCCAGACGUCAACACCAAUGGCUUUACAAGCUCCAGCAAGGAGGAGAAGUCAGACAAGGAGCGCUGGCAGCACUUGGCUGACCUGGCGGACUUCGCUUUAGCCAUGAAGGACACGCUCACCAACAUCAACAACCAGUCAUUCAACAACUUCAUGCUGCGCAUAGGCAUGAACAAAGGAGGGGUUCUGGCCGGAGUCAUUGGAGCCCGGAAACCACACUAUGACAUCUGGGGCAACACGGUCAAUGUGGCCAGCAGGAUGGAAUCCACAGGGGUCAUGGGCAACAUCCAGGUGGUGGAAGAAACGCAGGUCAUCCUUCGAGAGUAUGGCUUCCGCUUUGUGAGGCGAGGCCCCAUCUUUGUGAAAGGCAAAGGGGAGCUUCUGACCUUUUUCUUGAAGGGGCGGGACAGGCCAGCUGCCUUCCCCAAUGGCUCCUCUGUUACACUGCCCCACCAAGUGGUGGACAACUCCUGAACGGCCUCUGGCUCCGCAGUGGUCAGCAUCGGAAGGAAAUGUUUUUGGAGGCGAAGAAAGGCUUUGGGAAAGGGCAAACGACCAAGGCCUGGUGUUCCCAAAUUGUUGAAGUGCACAUUCCCAUAGACUUUUAGGUUUCAGAUUUCCUCCAGCCUUCCUGUGUGGAUGUGAGCUCCGAGGGCAGCUCUUCCUACUCCUCAGUGUGCCUGCAGCUUCCCCGGAGUAGGGGUCAUAGGCAUAGUACUGGGACAGCCUUUCCGGAGUUCCGACGCAGCCCUUCCUCCCUAGAGAGGCCAUGGCCACUGUGAGCAGGAUGGCAGUGGCAGGGGAGUGAGGCUGCGGGGCUGGGCACAGGAGCGGGGCUCAGUGCCGGGAAGGCUCCCCGCCUGGCUGGGAUCGCUGGCUGCCCCUCCCGUCCAGUUAGGUCAGUGGCCCUUGCCCCGAUGUUCCUGAUAAUCUUGAAAGGUUCUUCUGGAACCCCUGUGUCACCUUAGUCACG